CUGGACAAAAAAAGCUCACGAAUAUGCGCUUGCAAUAAAAUAUUUUAUCAUGAACCAUAACAUGAGACUCUUGAUUUCACAAAAUUUACUCCUCUUAGACUGCUUUCAGUUGUCGACACUCGCUUUGCUCCAUCAUUGUGAUGCUCAACAGAUUGAAACUUAUCAAAAGGGGUUUUUAAGCUAUGGUCAUAAACAAAGAAUGGUCUUCUUAUAGAUUAGAUGACACUUAAAAAGCAAACUUUGUAAAAGAAUAUAUAUUUUGAAUGAUGAAUGGUAGGAUAAAGUAACAUAUAUUCUUGGUUUCACUGGACCUAUAUAUGAGAUGAUUAGAGUUUGUGACACCGACAAGCCAUGUUUACAUUUGGUGUAUGAGAUGUCGGAUUCGAUGAUUGAGAAAGUGAAAAUUGAGAUCUACAAGAAAGAAAAACAUUCAGCAUCUCAAAUAAGUUGUUAUGAUGUUGUGCAUCGUAUUUUAGUGGCUCAAUGGGCGAAGAAUAACACUCCCCUACAUUGUUUAACUCCCUCUUUAAAUCAAAGAUAUUAUAAUGGCGCAUGGUUACUUGAGGAUUCUACAAUAUAUGCUCCACAUAGGGAUGGAGAAAUUUCACAAGAAAUGAUGAAAUAUUUUCGAAGGUUGCUUCCUAAUGAUGAUGAGCAUAGUAGAGUCCUUGAUGAAUAUGCAAUGUUUUCAAUGAAGAGUGGUCAUUUCGAGGAUUUAACAAGCAUUUCAGAAAUGGCUAUUAUGAAACCCAAGAAUUGGUGGGUUAACUUUGGUGCUCAAACUCCUUUUCUCCAAACUUUGGCUUUCAGAUUAGUUAGACAACCUAGUUCUUCUUCUUGUGCUAAGCGUAAUCAAAGUACUUAUACAUUUAUUCACUCGCUUAAGAGGAACAUGUUGACUACAAGUCGUGUUCAACACUUGAUUUACAUCCACAAUAAUCUCCGAUUUUUGUCAAGAAAUCCGAAUGAUGAUGUAAAGAUGUGGGAUGUGGGUGGAGAUGCUUUUGAUUCAAUGGAAGAUGUAGGAUUUUUGGAGGUUGUCGAUCUCUCACUAGAUAAACCAGAUUUUGAAAAUGAUUUGAUAAUUGAUAAUUAA
Messenger RNA from Lactuca saligna, 1096 nucleotides. The record is from the annotation of a GenBank genome assembly. Lineage: Eukaryota; Viridiplantae; Streptophyta; Magnoliopsida; Asterales; Asteraceae.